This is a messenger RNA of Apis dorsata (giant honeybee), 2409 nucleotides long. RefSeq names its product heat shock factor 2-binding protein-like. Lineage: Eukaryota; Metazoa; Arthropoda; Insecta; Hymenoptera; Apidae. The transcript has 7 exons. The coding region runs from base 158 to 1207 and encodes 349 amino acids. The record is from RefSeq and is a predicted model, not a curated record. Gene Ontology annotation, cellular component: cytosol.
UAAGAUUUUAAUUUUUUCGUGAUUUAUACGAAAAGAAGAAUAUAAUUAAAAAUAAUUUGUUACGAUAAUUGUCAACAUGUUAAAAAUAUUCAAAAUAUCAAUUCGCUAAACAUACAAGGAAAUUACUUGUAUCAAUAUAAAAUUCAAUUGAACAAACAUGGACAAGAAUGCUCAAGAAGAACAAACAAAUUUAGAAGACGAAAAACAAUUUUUGAUUUCUGUGGAAGACACCCUAAACACAGUAGAAAAAAAUAUCCAUAAAUUUAUAAAAGAUAUUCCGCAAACGCUCGUUAAUUCUGGAUUAGAUAUAGACUUAGAUAAAUUAAACAUAGAUGAUGGUCAAAAAGAUCUCGUUUCUUUAUUUCCGAAAUCAUUAACCGAUGAAAUAAAUAAAGAGGAAAAAGAAAAAAUUUCAGUUUUAGAGCUCAAAUGUGAACAGUUACAUAGCCAAUUGCAACAACAAAUAGAUAAAAAUAAAAAGGCUCAAGAAGAAAUAGAAUAUUUAAGAGAACAAAUAUUGAAUCAAAGUACAUACUGUGCAACUUUAGGGGCAGUUUUGGGUAAUUUAACAUGGCGCGCAUCUCGACUUCCAGAAAUUGUCGACGUUUGGCUUUCUGGGUUUCAGCAUAUGAUCGGUGAAUUUUUAUCGAUAACAGACGGAAGUUUCGUCGCAUUUAUAAACACUUAUCAAAACGCUUUUCCCCCUACUUGCAAUGUCGAAUAUCAGUUUAUAAUUGGAUUGUUAGGCAUCGUGACUAACAUAUCCGCAACACCUGAGGGACGUGAAUUUUUAAUCACUGAUCCGAAUGGAAGAGCUUUAGUACAAAAAAUGGUGAAACUUAUGCCCACUUUGCCACUUUCGCAAGGUUCUCUAUCUCUAAAAAGAUUGAUGUUGAUGAUAUUCUAUAACGUCAGUAUGAAUAAAACCGGCUUACAGCAUCUCUUCGAAUCACGAGUAGGCGACGUGUUAAAUUGUUACUUGAAAAACAAUUCAUUACCAGAUGAAACACAAUUUCUAUGUCUGCGCGUGUUACAAUCAAUGACAUAUGGCCUGACUAAUCCCAAAUACAUUCAAGACUUGAUUACUACUCUACCGAUUAGUAAAAUAGAAGAUAUUGCAACUUCGAAUAAAAAUGAAAUGAGUACAGUUGCGAAACAAGUGAUAAAACAGUUGCGGGAUUCGCAGAAAUUUAUCCGUUUGAGUUAAACGCGUGACUAUCUCGAUUUUCUUUCUUACUGGAUAAACUGAAUUGAAAUUUGUUUAUAAGAAAGGAAUUUUGUUCAUGUUGCUAAUCUUCUAGAUUAACAGGAAUUAAAAUAUUCGAAUGAAGUUCGGUUUGCAUUUUCGCUACAAAGUAUAAACGUCUAUUUUUGUAAUUGAUAUUAUCAAACAUCAGAAUAUCUUUGGAAUAUAUUCGUGACUAGUUUGAGAACUGUCGAAUAUCGAUCUGCCUUAUGCAGCUACAAAAUAAAAGCAAUUGUGUGGAAUAAUACGGAAUAAUACGGAAUAGUACGAAAUCAAUUACGCAUACGAUUGAAUAAAACAUAAUCGAGCGUAAAAAUAUUUUCUAAGUAAUUAAAUCAAUUCUUCCAAAACUUUUUAAUAUUUUUAAUUUUAAGUUUAAAUAACUUUUAAUAAUUUAUUUAUUUUAUAUCUUAACGUAAAGUAUUUUUCCUUUUUAAUUAAAGAUUUGAAGGAAUUAUAAUAUGUUUCAUUUAACAUACAUAAUUGAUAUAUAAACAUCAACAGAAGGAUGCACUGCAAAUACAUAACAAAUAUACUCGUUUUCAUUGAACAUCGACGGCCUUCAACUUCGAAGGUUGCGACAAUACUGCAGUAUCUUAUUUCUGAAUUGCAAAGCCAACAAAACAUACGAUUAUACGAGUGCAUUUUGCAGUUGCAAACAAUUCUCUCUGUACUAAUAAAUAGCAUAAUUAUGUUAUCUUAAAUUGUAAUUACAGUCUAGCUAUUUUUCUGUACCUUUCUACUCUGCCAUAUAUAUGGCAAGAUUGAUACAUAUAGCAAGUGUUUGUAGCAAGCUAUAUGUUUGUAAAUAAAUUAUAGCAAACAUUAAAAUAAAAAUCUAAUUUGAUUAAGGGAAAAAUUAAAAUAUUUUUAUCCUUUUUAUGAAUCAUUAUAAUGAAAAGCUCGAUAUGAUUCAUGAAAAUUAUGUUCAUUGAUUCUCGCGAGGAAUGAAAAAACCGCGACAUUAACAGAAAUGGUAACUUUGAGAAAUCUGUAUGUUUCGUUGUUCCGCAUAAGGAGAUAGGAAUCUCAAAGGAACAGGAGGAAGGAUUGGGACGAAAGAGUUACAUAUAGUGCAUAAAAUACCGACUAUCGCGUCGAUAAUCAUGCUGCGCAAGCUCGUGGGAAGAGACCGUGUGGGGGCGUGCGCGACAAGAAAUCGC